GAGCCGGCUCUGCUCAAACAUGUGUAGCUCACAAAGUAACCACACGUAGCCCGGAGCAGGAGUUUUCACAAGAGCAAGAAAUUAAUUGUCCGAGCUCCGGCUGACAUGGAAAAAGUCAGCAAAGAUGCCAAGACGAACCCGGCGGCGACGGCCAACUUUCUGUCGAAGGUUUUCUUCUGGUGGCUGAAUCCUUUGUUCCGCAUGGGCUCCAAGCGCAGGCUGGAGGAGGACGACAUGUACGAAGUUCUCACAGAGGACCGGUCGGAGAACCUGGGGCAGGACCUGCAGAGGUUUUUGGAUAACGAAGCCAAAAAAAAAAAAUUUAAAAGUGCUACCACAGGUGAUCAACAUGUUUUGUCUUGUUUCCAAACCUGAACUAGUCUGAUUCUUGGUUCUAAAAUGAUUUUUGCUCUUCUUCUCCUGUAGGAGACCAUUAAAGUGGUGCAGCCAGUUAUCUUGGGUCAGGUGAUCCGGUACUUUGAGAGUUACGGCUCAGUUGAUGAAACUGCUUUUUACGAGACGCUGGGCUACGCAGCCGGGAUGUCCUUCUGCGCCAUCUGCCUGGCUGUGCUCCAUCACCUCUACUUCUACCACGUUCAGAGGGCAGGCAUGAAGAUCAGAGUGGCCAUGUGUCACAUGAUCUACAAGAAGGCGCUGUGUCUGAGCAGUUCAGCCAUGGGAAAGACCACCACAGGUCAGAUAGUCAACCUACUUUCCAAUGAUGUCAACAGGUUUGAUGAGGUAACUAUUUUCCUGCACUUCCUGUGGGUGGGACCCCUUCAGGCAGCUGCCGUUGUUGGUCUGCUAUGGGAGGAGAUCGGUCCGUCCUGCCUGGCAGGAAUGGUGGUCCUCUUGAUCCUGAUGCCCACGCAAACCAUGUUUGGGCGUCUGUUCUCUAAGUUCAGGAGUAAGACAGCCGUUCUCACAGACAGCCGAAUCCGCACAAUGAACGAAGUGGUUUCAGGAAUCAGGAUCAUCAAGAUGUACGCCUGGGAGAAACCCUUCGCUGCUCUGGUCUCUGAGGUCAGAAGGAAGGAGAUCUCCAAGAUCAUGAAGAGCUCCUACCUCCGAGGUCUCAACAUGGCCUCGUUCUUCUGCGCCAGCAAGAUCAUCCUCUUCGUCACGUUCACGCUCUACGUGCUGCUGGGGAAUCCCAUCUCGGCCAGCCGUGUGUUCGUGACCGUGUCGCUGUACACCUCCGUGCGCCUCACCGUCACGCUAUUCUUCCCCUCUGCUGUCGAGAAGCUUUUUGAGACCCGCGUGAGCAUUCGAAGGAUUCAGGAGUUCCUGCUGCUGGAUGAGAUCACCACCAACAGCUCGGCUCUGCUGCAGGAAGACAAGAAGGAUCCUGGCGUGGAGAUCCAUGACCUCAUCUGCUACUGGGACAAGACUUUAGAUGCUCCAUCUCUGCAAGACGUCUCCUUCACCCUCAACUCCAAUCAGCUGCUCGCUGUAAUCGGACCAGUAGGAGCUGGAAAGUCGUCUUUACUGAGCUCCAUCCUGGGAGAACUGCCCUCAGACCAAGGCGUGGUGAAGGUCAAAGGUCAGCUGACCUAUGCGGCGCAGCAGCCCUGGGUCUUUCCUGGAACCAUUCGGAGCAACAUCUUGUUUGGGAAAGAACUGGACCCCCAGAAGUACGAGAAAGUCAUCAAAGCGUGUGCCUUGAAACGGGACCUGGAGCUGCUCCCAGACGGGGACCAGACGCUGAUAGGGGACAGGGGAGCCACACUCAGUGGGGGACAGAAAGCUCGAGUCAACUUGGCCAGGGCUGUGUAUCAGGACGCAGACAUAUACCUCCUGGAUGAUCCUUUAAGUGCCGUUGAUGCCGAGGUUGGGCGGCACCUCUUUGAACAGUGCAUCUGUGGGCUGCUGAAGAAAAAGCCUCGCGUCCUCGUCACGCACCAGCUGCAGUACCUGAAGGCAGCGGAUCAGAUUCUCGUUCUGAAGGAGGGUCACAUGGUGGCGAAGGGAUCGUACACGGAUCUGCAGAGGUCUGGAGUGGACUUCACCUCCCUACUGAAGGAGGACGAGGAGCAGCAGCAGCAGCCUCACGACGUUCCCGCCAGGAACAGAACCCUGUCCCAGAAUUCAACGCUUUCCCAGAGCUCUUCUGUCCACUCAGUCAAAGAUGGAGACCACCUGCCGACGGAGACGGUGCAGAUGGUACCAGAAGAGAGUCGAGCUCAGGGGACCAUCGGACCCAAGUUGUACAUAAAGUACCUGCGGGCUGGAGCCAGCGUCGUCACCCUGCUGGUCGUCUUACUGGUGAACUUCCUGGCUCAGGUGUCUUACAUCAUGCAGGACUGGUGGCUGGCCUACUGGGCUGAGAAACAAGACGAUCUACUCGCCAAGAACGGCACCAACGCACAAAACACCACAGAGCUGGAUUUAAGUUUCUACUUGGGUGUUUAUGGAGGCCUGACUGCAGCCACCAUCCUGUUUGGCUUCAUGAGGAGCCUCAUCCUGUUCGACGUGCUGGUGAGAUGUGCGCAGUCGCUUCACAACCGCAUGUUCAACUCCAUUCUCAGAACCCCGGUGCACUUCUUUGACAUCAACCCCAUCGGAAGGGUGCUGAACAGGUUUGCAAAGGACAUCGGCCAGCUGGAUUCCAACCUGCCGUGGACGUUUACGGACUUUGUUCAGGUGUUCAUGCAGAUUCUCGGGGUCAUCGCCGUGGCGUCAUCAGUCAUCCCCUGGAUCCUCAUUCUGGUCGUUCCCCUCCUUGGAAUAUUUCUCUACCUGCGUCAGUACUUCUUGCGAACCUCCAGAGACGUCAAGCGCCUCGAAUCCACCACUCGUAGUCCCGUCUUCUCCCACCUGUCCUCAUCGCUUCAGGGCCUGUGGACGAUCCGAGCCUUCAGAGCCGAGGAGAGGUUCCAGAAAGCCUUUGAUGCCCAUCAGAACUUGCACUCAGAGGCCUGGUUCCUGUUCCUGGUCACCUCUCGCUGGUUUGCUGUUCGUCUUGAUGGCAUGUGCGCCUUCUUCGUCACCAUCACCACGUUUGGCUGCCUACUGCUCAGAGACCAGAUGGACGCCGGUUCUGUUGGCCUGGCUCUGAGCUACGCGGUCACUCUGAUGGGGAUGUUCCAGUGGGGUGUCCGGCAGAGCGCCGAGGUGGAGAACCUGAUGACGUCAGUAGAGAGAGUGGUGGAGUACACAGAACUGGAGAGUGAAGCACCCUGGGAAAUGCAGAAGCGCCCUCCUCCUGAUUGGCCCAACAAAGGCCUGGUGAUCUUUGACCGGGUCAGCUUCUCCUACAGCGAUAACGGCCCUGUGGUGCUGCAGAACCUGGAAGCCACGUUCAGACCCAAAGAGAAGGUGGGUAUUGUUGGGAGAACUGGUGCUGGGAAGAGCUCCCUGGUCUCGGCUCUGUUCCGCCUAGGAGAACCUCAGGGAAAGAUCUACAUCGACGGUGUGGUGACAUCUGAGAUCGGCCUCCAUGACCUGCGGCAGAAGAUGUCCAUCAUUCCUCAGGAUCCGGUGCUGUUUACAGGCUCAAUGAGGAAGAACCUGGACCCUUUCAGCCAACACACUGAUGAAGAACUGUGGAACGCCCUGAGAGAGGUGCAGCUGAAGUCUGUGGUGGAGGAGCUGCCGGGAAAGUUGGAGACGGUUCUGGCCGAGUCCGGCUCCAACUUCAGCGUGGGCCAGAGGCAGCUGGUGUGUCUGGCCAGAGCCGUACUGAGGAAGAACCGCAUCCUCAUCAUCGACGAGGCCACGGCCAACGUGGACCCCAGGACGGACGAGCUGAUCCAGAAAACCAUCCGGGACAAGUUCAGUGAAUGUACGGUGCUCACCAUCGCUCACCGCCUCAACACCAUCGUCGACAGCGACAGAAUCCUGGUUUUAGAUGCAGGAAGGAUCCACGCUUACGCCGAGCCGUACGUCCUGCUACAGGACACCAACAACAUCUUCUAUAAAAUGGUGCAGCAGACGGGCAAACAGGAGGCAGCAGCUCUGACAGAAGCAGCUAAACAGGCCUACGAGAGCAGAAUCCAUCCCAUCGUAUUAAACGGACACACGCCAACAACAGACGGUAACUUGGUUCUCUUUGAAACGGCUCUGUGAGCUCAGAGAGACUAAAGCACGACCGUCAGACUCCAGAGAGAGCGCGGGCCUGAGCAGCGGCGCGGACCGGAUCAACAGUACGGCGUCCAGCAGCUCAGACAAUCUACGCUUGACAAACUACAAUAACUUAUAAUGCUGCUGUAAAA
This is a messenger RNA of Nematolebias whitei (Rio pearlfish), 4214 nucleotides long. RefSeq names its product ATP-binding cassette, sub-family C (CFTR/MRP), member 4 (gene abcc4). Gene Ontology annotation, cellular component: plasma membrane. NCBI's taxonomy places the organism in Eukaryota, Metazoa, Chordata, Actinopteri, Cyprinodontiformes, Rivulidae. Gene Ontology annotation, biological process: monoatomic ion transport; transmembrane transport. The transcript is spliced from 31 exons. Gene Ontology annotation, molecular function: ATP hydrolysis activity; ABC-type transporter activity; chloride channel activity. The record is from RefSeq and is a predicted model, not a curated record.